AUGGCAUCCCACCUUGCGGACUCCCAGGUCGCACAGACAAUCCAUGAGAAAGUGAAAAAUGCAGACCAUAGCGAGUUCCCAGAGGAUUUCAGGCAAGCCAGUCACGCUAUUGAGCUUGCUGAAAAUGUGGCCAAAGCAAAGUACAACCCACUGAGCCCUGCCUUGCUAAGACUAUAUGCCUGUUUGGCCAUCCCCUAUCUCUGUGGCUGCCUCAAUGGAUACGAUGGGUCACUGAUGGGAGGAUUGAAUGCAAUGUCCACAUACCAAAGAUACUUCCACAUGUACUCCCGCCGCUUCCAUCUGUUGGUGUACGAGCUGAUCUCCGUGUACAGGAAGACUGCCGGCUCAAGUACUGGCCUUGUCUUUGCAAUGUACAACAUCGGGUCCAUCCCCGCGGUCUUCUUCACAGGGCCCGUGAACGAUUAUUUUGGCCGCCGUAUUGGGAUGUUCACCGGGGCGCUAAUCAUCAUUCUCGGAACAUGUAUUCAAGCACCUUCCACAAAUCGAGGCAUGUUCCUAGCAGGUCGCUUUAUCCUCGGCUUUGGCGUGUCAUUCUGCUGUGUCUCUGCACCGUGCUACGUUUCCGAGAUGGCCCAUCCCCAAUGGCGGGGCACAUUGACAGGAUUGUACAACUGUACUUGGUACAUCGGGUCGAUCGCCGCGAGCUGGGUCGUUUACGGAUCGUCAAAGAUUUCGUCCACCUACGGAUUCCGCAUACCCAUCUGGGGCCAACUCUUCUCCUCGGUCAUUGUUGCGGUUGGAAUCUGGUUCUUGCCCGAAUCUCCCCGAUGGCUGAUGGCGCAAGACAGAGAAGACCAUGCACGCACGGUGCUUACCAAGUAUCACGGUGAGGGCGAUAGGGAACAUCCAAUGGUCAUCCUCCAGGUCCACGAAAUGCGCCAGCAGAUCAAGACCGAUGCGUCCGACAAGAAAUGGUGGGAUUACCGUGAUCUGUACAACCGCCAUUCCGCUCGACGCCGGCUGGUUUGUGUCCUCGGCAUGGCCUGCUUUGGACAACUCAGCGGUAAUUCAGUGACAUCGUACUACCUGCCGGUGAUGCUUGAAAAUGCAGGCAUCACAUCAGAGAGCACACAGCUGAAAUUGAACGGCGUUUACCCUCUUAUCUGCUUUGUGGCAGCCAUCACUGGAGCGCGACUGACAGAUCCCAUUGGCCGUCGUCCAUUGCUUCUAUACACAACCAUUGCGUGCUCUGUAUGCUUCGCCAUUAUCACCGGGACGAGUAAAAUCGCUACGGACAACCCUGACAACGACAGUGCUGCCAACGCGACCAUCUUCGUCAUCUACCUCUUCGGAGCUCUAUUCUCUUUCGGCUGGACACCUCUUCAGUCGAUGUACAUUGCAGAGACCCUGGACACCGCCACGCGGGCCAAGGGCACUGCUGUCGGCAACCUGGCGUCUUCGAUCAGCAGCACCGUCAUCCAAUAUGCGUCCGGGCCGGCUUUCGAAGAUAUUAAAUAUUACUUCUACCUGGUGUUUGUCUUUUGGGACCUGAUCGAGGUCACGGUGAUGUACUUCUUCUUCCCGGAGACGAAAGAACGGACGUUGGAAGAGUUGGCAGAGGUGUUCGAGGCGCCGAAUCCGGUCAAGAAAUCCCUUGAGAAGCGCAAUGCGGCAACCGUGCUGAAUACACUGGAUGUGCAUACUGGAUCGGAGGUCAAGGGCGUGGAAGCGAACGCUUAA
Molecule: messenger RNA, 1701 nt
Organism: Exophiala aquamarina CBS 119918
Lineage: Eukaryota; Fungi; Ascomycota; Eurotiomycetes; Chaetothyriales; Herpotrichiellaceae
Exons: 3
Coding region: 1-1701 (566 amino acids)
Biological process (GO): transmembrane transport; carbohydrate transport
Cellular component (GO): membrane
Molecular function (GO): carbohydrate:proton symporter activity
Source: RefSeq, a predicted model, not a curated record